Molecule: messenger RNA, 1017 nt
Organism: Vigna umbellata (rice bean)
Lineage: Eukaryota; Viridiplantae; Streptophyta; Magnoliopsida; Fabales; Fabaceae
Source: RefSeq, a predicted model, not a curated record
CCACUCUUUCUUAAAUCCCUAUUUUUUUCCCUCUCUCCCAAAACCCUAAUUUUUCUCCAUCUCACCAUCCACUACCAUCUAAAUUUCCAUUUCUUAUCCUUCACAACACCCAGCCUCUCCAUCUACAACUUUCAAAAUUUUCUUCAUAUUGUCUCCUCCCUCCCAAUCUGUAUAAACGACUAGCAGUGAAAUAAAAGGGGGCAGAAGAAAAGGAGUGAAAGGGGAGAAUAGUGUGAUACUAAGAGCGGGGAUUUUGUGAAAGCUUCAACUGCUUCAUUUGUUUCGUUGCUGGGGAGAACCAUAGUGAAAGGAGUUCAGAUCUUAUAGUCAUCACUUUGGCCUUAUGAAGGGCAUACGCAUGAAGAAAAGAUUGAAACACAUGGUGGAGCCGGAUAAAAAUUGCCAGACUGGGAUUGAAGAUGUUGCUUGGCUUUGCUCCCUUCAAGAGUCUGAGAUUGACAUGCUGGUUGGCUUGAAAUUGUUGAUCAUUCAGCGUGCAAAAAUGAUAGGUUGCAAGCAGAUGGCUGAUAAAUUCAACCUCAAAAUGAUUCGAGCCAUUGCAUUUGUUUUGAUGGAACAUCUAAAGUCACAGAUAAAGGAAUCAUCAGUUAUAUCUAAUGCAGUAAGAUCAGCUUCAAUUUUAGAUGCUUGCAACCUAUUGAAAUGUAGCAAUGAGGUUAAUGCAAAUAUUGAAGAGCUAAAUACAAGUCUUGGUGCUGAUAUACUAACAUUUAUUGAAAGUCCACCAACAUCCAAGCGAAAGAAGCAAAAAGUUGAAAGUGAUGAAUGAAAGGUUUUGCAGUUAUUGGAGGACCUAAAAUUUCUAGCAUAUCUUGAUUUAAUUUUUGCUUUGGAAGCUCUCUUUUAAAUUUUCUCCCCAACUCUUGAAUUUGCAUACAAGAGUAAUUAAUUAGUCUGCUCAUAAUGUCAGUUGGGGAUUUUGUCAUUUCUAAAAUGUAAUUUUAAAUACUCCUUAAUUUUUAUAGUGCAAGAAAUUUUUGUAAUGCAUUAACUAAA